Molecule: messenger RNA, 657 nt
Organism: Aplysia californica (California sea hare)
Lineage: Eukaryota; Metazoa; Mollusca; Gastropoda; Aplysiida; Aplysiidae
Product: C-type lectin domain family 10 member A-like
Exons: 3
Coding region: 1-657 (218 amino acids)
Molecular function (GO): signaling receptor activity
Source: RefSeq, a predicted model, not a curated record
AUGGAGAUGGCAGUAAAUGUAGAAUCAAACAGUAUUCAGUGGACAUACCCUGCUAACCAAGUGGCAGGCCUAUACAAGUGUGAAGCUUACGGUAUCAGUCACAGUGGGCAUCCACACAACAUCUCAGCUGGUGUGGCGAUAAUGAGGACCGCAGUGAGCACUGACAUGAUUGUGACGAAGAUGAAGCAGAUGGAAAUCAAACUGAAGGAUCUAUCGACUCGCGUGGAAAACUCUAAGGGUGCAAUAACUCUAGCCUCGACCAACUACAGAGGCCAUCAUUACUUUGUCUCCGAACAACUGUGGGGAAACGUGUUUGAAGCAAAUCGUCUCUGCCAACUGUAUGGAGGAUAUCUCGUGGAGAUCAAUGACCGACAGGAGUUUGACUUCCUUAUUGACUUUCUCAACAAACACACAUAUCUUGAGAGGGUUUGGGUAGGUGCUACAGAUAAGCAUCAUGAAGGAACUUGGACUUUUAUGACAUCUGGGGGUUACAUGACCACUUUUGCGUGGCAAGAUCAAGAGCCAAGUGGUGGGUCAUCGGAGAAUUGUAUGAGUCUACACAUAGGAGAUAAGGAAAUGAGUGAUGUCCAUUGCUACCAGCCACAUCCAUGGCAAAUGAACGCCUUACUGUGUGAAAUUCCUGACGGGGGUCUUUAA